UAAAUAUAAAGUGUGCUCAGGGGUCCCGGAGCACACCCACAUUUGCUGCAGUGUGCUCCUGGCCUGCAGAACUCAGUACUUUCUGGAUCACCUCCACUUUUUCAGUGCAUGCUUUCUGAGGAAUACUUAGAACACUUUUAUUUUAAAAGAACAAGUUGGAGAAAACAAAUAGAUUGUUGUUCACAGUCUCUCUGGCGCUUUUGCACAGGGAAAACAAUGGCAUCAGUACCUUCCAUUGGUUGCUUGCUGGCCAAAAAUCAGUAUUAUCGAAAGGCCAGUAUUUCUUCAGUUAGCUCUUUAACUGAUUCUGUUAACAUCAUACUUGAUGACAAAUCCCAACAAGGGUUACUGAAAGUGGAAGAAUCCAGCUGGUGGUUUAAAUCCUUUUUCCAUUGUGACCCUGUCCUUUCAGAUGUAAGAAGAGAAGAUCUGUCUGCUACACUAGUAGUUGAUUCUGACAAUCAACAAGACUCUACCUGUGAAGGUGCUAUAUUUGUGAACCACACCUUUCAGUACUAAGCUAUUCCAGAUGACUUUUCUUCAUUAUAAGAAGACAGAAAUCUGCUUGAGAACACAUUUCUGGGAUAGUAUCUCUACAGCCACCCAUACGGCAAAAGAUUAGGCAUUUUCCUCAUUAUACAGACUUGCUGCAAGUGGCAUCAGCGCAACAUGGAGAACAUUGGAAAAGAAUGCUUUUGAAGGGGUGCCUGGGUGGCUCAGUGGCUUAAGCCUCUGCCUUCAGCUCAGGUCAUGAUCUCAGGGUCCUGGGAUCAAGCCCUGCAUUGGGCUCUCUGCUCAGCAGGGAGCCUGCUUCCCUCUCUCUCUCUGCCUGCCUCUCUGCACACUUGUGAUCUCUCUCUCUCUCUGUCAAAUAAAUAAAUAAAAUCUUUAAAAAAAAAGAAUGCUUUUGAAAACAUGUGACUUUUUGAAGUAAUAAGAGACUUUAAAUGUAGUGAUUUGUAUGAAGUAGACUGUUUUUAUGAGACUGACACGCUGCCUACUGCGCUAAGGAGGCAGGCUGAAGUAGACUGUUUUUAAAAUCCACAUUAUUUUUCAAAAAGUUUUCAAAAGUUUCUAAAAAUUUGUAGGUACUCUAUAUGUCUGAUGAAUGACCUAAUAUACCUUUAAAGGUGAAACUUUUUUUUAAAAAGUGAAACAUUGAUGCUUAAGAAUGAUUUAAAUGUCACUGAAUUAAGAAAUGUAGAGAGCAGUUGCAAAAGUUGUAUUUCUAAUCAUGAACAUUGGAAAUAGAAAACAUCCCCAUAAAUAUAUUACUGUUAAAAUAUACUCCUGUAUACAUAUUUAAUUUGUUAUUGUGUAGACUUUUACAACUCGUGGGUAUUGAGGAGGGCAUGUGCUGUGAUGAGCACUGAGUGUUAUACUUAACUAACGAAUCAUAGAAAACUGCUUCAAGAACUAAUUAUGUACUAUACAGUGGCUAACUGAACAUAAUAAAAAAUAAAAUUAAUGAUUUUAAAUAAUUUUUAACAAUAUAGAAUAAUCUAUAAAUGGUGUGAUUUUAGUUGUGUUAGAUAUGUACAUAUCCGUAAUAAUAGACUGAGAAGAAAUACACCAAAAUGGUAAUAGUGACUAUUUCUGGAAAUAGACUUAUAGGUGAUUUUCGUUUCCUUCUUUAUCUUUUUUCUGUAUCUUCUUAAAUUUCUAAUAUGAUGUUUUUGCAUAUAAUUAGAAAAUAAUGGAUGUUAUUAUAAAAAAAGAAGCACUGGACACAUUUUGUGAACAGAAAUAUCCCCUACUUUGGCUAGAAUAUUCCCUUCUUUCCUCAAUAUGCUCAAUACGGGGUAGACAAUAUUAAAUGAGUUUCAGCUGAAAGGUUUCUGUAUACUGCUUGCAAAUAUUUUUCAAUGAAGAUGUAAGACUUUCAAAAUUAUGGAUGGUGAAUUCACUCAGGUUGAUGUCACUAAUCUUAUGUUGCAUUAAACAUCCAGAAGAGCACACAUGGUUGUUAGUAAGAAUUUCUUCUUAGCCAGCUGUAUAACCGUGAGAAAAUAUCAGGACUGAUCAUUUGCAGUGAUGGACACAACUGACCAAUUACUUACUACUCUUUCCAAAUGCGACAUAUGUUUCUUCAAUUUUGUGUUUUCCUAUCACUUUGCUGUCAAUGAAGAGACUCGUAUACCUUGUUGGCCCAUCAUUAUUUACAUGCUAUUGCUUUUCUGGUGGUUGCUUGCAUUUAUACUUUUUUUUUUUUUUUUUUGGUAGAGGCUGAUUAAAUUUUUGGACUAUAUUUCUCACUUGGUUUUAGUAUAAAAUUAAAUUACAGUUAUGGAAGAUUAAUUUUUUUUCUAAAGUCAGAGAAAAAUAUGAUGAAACAACAUGGUAAAUCGUGGAAGGUUUUGUUUUUUCCUUUAAGAUAAUUCACAAAUUCCAUUUUCUUAGCCACUUAAUGUGUGAACAGACUGUUUAGGUUAUUUGAUGAAUUUCCCCAAAUAAGAUAUCAAGUUGAUAUUUAUUGUGUUCACUCAGAAAGAUAGUAUUUAUUAAAUUAUACCUUUUGCCUAUGUA
Lutra lutra (Eurasian river otter) is the source of this 2526-nucleotide messenger RNA. RefSeq names its product pancreatic progenitor cell differentiation and proliferation factor like (gene PPDPFL). Bases 109 to 519 code for a protein of 136 amino acids. The transcript is spliced from 5 exons. NCBI's taxonomy places the organism in Eukaryota, Metazoa, Chordata, Mammalia, Carnivora, Mustelidae. The record is from RefSeq and is a predicted model, not a curated record. Gene Ontology annotation, biological process: cell differentiation; multicellular organism development.